AUGACUGACAGAAUUAAAGAGCGUCUCCAAACACUGCGUCAAGAAGCGGAUGCUGCGAACGAACGUGCUGAUGCCGCAGAGGCCAAGAUCAAGAAGUACGAGCAGCUGCUACUUGAGAAGGACCAAGAGAUCACGUCGCUGCAACACAAGCUAGGUGUGCUCGAUGGUCAGCUUGAGGCUACUGAAGCCAAACUCGCCGAGGCUAAGUCGGCGAAGGAGGAGGGCGAGCUAAGCAAAACUACCAAUGAAGGAUUGCAGAGAAAGAUCCAACUCCUCGAGGAUGAGCUUGAUGCUGCAGAACGGAAUGCCAAGGAAACGAUGGAAAAGCUGCGACAAGUAGAUAUCAAAGCAGAUCACUUCGAGCGCCAGACUCAGAACCUGCAACGGGAGAUAUUAGAAUGGGAGCAGAAAUACGAGGCCUCGCAAGAGAAGUUCAAGAAGGCACAAGCCGAACUCGACGAACUCGCUCACUCGUUGGACAAUCUCUAA
This is a messenger RNA of Fomitiporia mediterranea MF3/22, 489 nucleotides long. RefSeq lists its product as uncharacterized. Bases 1 to 489 code for a protein of 162 amino acids. Lineage: Eukaryota; Fungi; Basidiomycota; Agaricomycetes; Hymenochaetales; Hymenochaetaceae. The record is from RefSeq and is a predicted model, not a curated record. The transcript is spliced from 4 exons.